GUCGCGGUACCACUCGAACGUGUUUGCAACUAAUUAAAAGUUACUUUAGUGUUUUCUACUUUAUUAAACAUUGGAAAAGUGAAAUAAUCAGUCAAAAUGUGCGACGUAAUUUGUUGUGAUCUGUGUUGCGGCCGAUAAGCCAACGCAAAAUGUGUGUGAUCCUAAGAAAAGUAGGAGUUGGUUUCGUGCAGAAUGGUUUUGGAGUGAUCGAAAACAGGAUUUUCGAUUUAUGUUGAGCGGACAUCCGCGAGAUGUCGCUAGCGGACGUGACGUCAGCGCGCAGCUCGCCUGCGCCUGACGCGUGUCCAGAGUGCGACACCAGUGCCUCCGUCACAUCCGACUUGCAUAAGUACCAAGUGGCCUGUACAUGCAAGCCGUCGUCCGCGCAGUAUGCGUGCGCCGACGACCCGGGCCCCGCGCCCCCCGCUAAGACCGACACGCCCCCCGCGCUGCCCCCGCGGCCCCCUACCAGCGUAUUGGCCGCUACCAACAGAAGAAACAACACUGCAGUCGGCUGCAACAACGACACCAGCUGUCGCCGGCGCAAGUAUGCGUGGUGGUGCGUGGGCUGCGGCGCCCUGGCCGCGGCGUUGGGCGGGCUGCUGGCCGCCCAGCAUAUACUGCUGAGGGCUUAUACGGCGUCCCCUCAGCAUCUGGAGACGGUGCCGGCUGCUGUGCCUGCUGCUAUGCAUCUGGAGACGGUGCCGGCUGCAGUUCCUGCUGCUAUGCAUUUGGAAACGGUGCCGGCUGCUGUACCAGCUGCUAUGUUGGUGUUGACCGGCGUGUGUAUUAUGAGUUUGGCGCGCCGCAGCAACCGCUACAGCUAUAUGAUCAAAGUGGUAGGCGUGUGCUGCAUCGUGUGCGCUCUGACAUGCGUUCUCGUCACCAUCACCACCACCGUGAUACAUAUGAACAAGCUACAAACGCUGAAGUUCUGCGAAUACACCAAGCUGACUCGGACCUGCACCUGCUUCUCGAUGCCUGACGGACAGCACGACGGCGAUGAUGAAGGCAUCCGCUGCGUCUUCGAAGGCAUGUCGAGUUGCGACGUGGUUCAUGGAGCGCUAUACUGGUGCCUUCGCGGCGUCUUCGCGCUGUCUGUCAGCGCCGUGCUCGUCUGCAUCUUCAGCUGCAUGCUGGCCUACCAGCUGUUGAGCCACGAACGUAAGAAGAUGUACUGGGAGCAGUUAGAGCUUCGCUGCAGAUCGCUGUACCGUCCACCAGCCGGACAGGCCGCACCAGCUCAGGGAAGACAGGUCCAGAGCAACUGCAGCUGCUGUGCACAGUGUCACCCGUCGCAGCCGGCCUGGGACAUCAGUCUGCAGCACCGCUUCUGGCAGCCAGGUCGCGCAGGGAACCUCUACUCGCCCAACCCUGGUGCGGGACGGAAGGCGUCUGCCUGGAGCUGGUUUCCUUGGCCGAGGAGUAACAGCCAGAACUCCCGCUGCCGUAUGGGCGGCGUUCCCCAAUCUGGCGACAGUGCAUACGGCUUCUGCGAUACCGACCCUGCCCCGUCGUCGAACCCGCAACCUUACGACGACCGCUCCUAUCCCCCCAACAUGAGAGCCCAAGCGGGAUUCAACCAGAAUCAGCAGUUUGCGACUAGUCAGUUUGCGACAAGUCAGCAGUUCGCACAGAGCCAGCAAUUCCAAGGAUCAAUGCAAGAGGGCUUUGGAGAAGCCAGCGGCAGUUUUGAUGCACAAACUGGGUUGUGGGGACCUCCUCCGCCGUAUAGUCCUCAGGGAAGGAGUGGUAGCAGACAUCACCUUCAUCAUCAAGACCCUGCAGCAGCCACUUUACUCCAUCACCACCACAUAGACGUCCACCGCAACUCGAUGCCCAUACACGACCAUACAAAUAUGCCCAUGCAACCCCAUACAUGCGCCCGCAACUCAUAUCUCAUGCACGGCAACAUGCCACAGAGCAUGUCCGAACUAACCCGGCUAAAUCCCGAACUAAACCGGUUAAAUCCCGACUUGAAUCGCUUAAAUCCGGAUUUGAAUAGAUUAAAUCCGGACUUGAAUAGGUUAAAUCCGGACUUGAAUAGACUAAAUCCGGACUUGAAUAGAUUAAAUCCGGAUUUGGCUCAAAUGUACCAGCCGGAUGUGAAUGAGUUGGCUAGGAUGCAGGCAGAGAUGCAUAUAUCGCCGGAAGCCAGGUUCAAUACCCUGAGGGGUCACUUGGUUCCGUAUAGGUCGUGUCAGAGAUCCUUGGGCAUGAGUGCGGGGAAUCUUCAUAGAGAUUGCAGAAUGGAGGAAAAUGUGGCUAUAGAAUGCUUGCACCAGAAGAGCGCUAGUAAAGUUUCAGACCAGAGUUCGGACUCAUGCCAAAAGCAAGGGAAGGAGAACCUUGGCUUCCAAAAUGACAAACAUUCGCCUAUAAGGUCUUCGAUGCAAGACUGUCAUAGAGGAGUGAACCAGAAUGCCGAGUCUGAGGUAUACUUUGCUGAUGUAUCCAGUUGCUGUAACGUUUCUGUGAAGGCCGAAUGCUGCAUGAAUCCCAACGUGUCUGCGCUAGUGGGCACCAUAGAAAACCACCCUGAAUCCACGUCAGAAUCCGACACUGGUUCCUUCACUCUAACAAGACAACAACGCCCUCAACCCCAAGUGGGGUCUAAAAGACGACCCAGACAGAACGAGAAACUGAAAAAUGAAAAACUACGCCAAGACCUGAAUCCUAUGCGACUGACCGAACAACAAAUUGAACAGCUGAACAAUUCCAUGAGAAUGUCCGAGAGAAUGAACGAUCCCAGAAUCGAGAGAGUGAAUGACACCAGACUCAGCGAUAGAAUGAACGAUUCGAGGAUCAGUGACCGGAUGAACGAGUCGAGGAUAAGUGAGCGGAAUGACCCCAGAAUGAGUGGAGUAAAUGAGUCCAGAUUGAGUGAUAGAAUGAACGAGUCGCGAAUUAGUGAACGAGUGAAUGAUUCGAGGAUUAGUGACCGUUUGAAUGACUCACGAAUCAGCGACAGGAUGAACGAAACUCGCUUGAGCGAGCGUAUGGAUUCCAGAGAUCGUCUCAAUGAUUCUAGAUUAGAACGAAUGAACGAGUCUCGAGACCGACUCAAUGAACGGAGUGAGAGAGUCAAUGAGUGUAGAAUCAGCGAUAGAUUCAAUGAAACUCGAAUGAGUGAACGCGGCAGCGAUUCCAGAGACCGUAUCAACGAGAGAAUGGAGCGAUUGAGUGAUGCUAGAUCGAAUGACUCCAGAUUGAAUGACUCCAGGCUGAGUGAUUCCAGAAUGAACGAUUCCAGGAUCGAGCGGAUUGAGGACAGAAGGAUGUCUGACUUGAAUUCUAGCAUAAGACUCGAGGGUAGUCCUAAAAUGCGGGCUCACAUGAGUCCCCUGCGGAUUCAAAGGUCGAGCCCUAAGAAUCUGCCCAAAGAACACCCUAGGCAGUCCAGUUCGGACUCGGGCAAGCCAGACUUUUACGUGCCACCGCCGAUCAACCUAUCGCCCUUAUCUCCAAACACUGAAGAGUCAUUAUUGUCUGACGAGGAAGAGAGAAGGCCUGACCAAGUGUAUUCUAACGACCCAGAAACUUCCAAAUGCCUCGGCCCUGACUCCCAGUAUGAACCAAUCAGGGAGGAGAAGGAAGAAAUACUGAAGACGAACCACCAUCAUUGCUACAGCGACACCAAUACAAUGGAUUCAGGCUGGCAGAGUGGAUCUGAAAAACAAGUCACAGAUUGAGUAAGUGACUUUUAAGUCGAAAUUUCUUUGACUUGAGUUCAAUUUUUGAUCGCCUUUCGACCUUAAGACAAGGCAAUAAGCAGUACAGUUGCUUGACAUUGGACAUUAUGUCCAUUGUAUUUUAAACUUUAUUGUCUUAAGGUCUUGAGGCAGAUUUUGAAUAAAACACUGCCGUAACGUUACUACAGUAAUUUUUGUAGAAUUUGAAGUAUAAUAUAAGGCGAAGACACUACCUAAAUUGAGUAUUAAACUAUUUAAAUCGGUCAUGUGUUCCCGUAGAGUUUAUCUAAGAAAGUAAGUGAUCAGAGACAAGGAAUUCGAUAAAUAAAUUAAUGUCAAGUAAUCUCAAUUAUUUUAAAUUUUGCUCUCUAGAAAUUUUUCAUGUUUUAUUUUACUCAAGUUUACAAUUUUUAUUGAUUAAUUGUCAAUUUGCCACUAUUCGUCACAAAGUAAGUGGCAUAUUAAAAGUAAACUCGUCAUAAACGGGAACCGUAACUAUAGUCUGGUCUGUGAGCACGUAGAAUUUUGUCCAAUGACCCCAAGCUGCCCAUCCU
Molecule: messenger RNA, 4246 nt
Organism: Ostrinia nubilalis (European corn borer)
Lineage: Eukaryota; Metazoa; Arthropoda; Insecta; Lepidoptera; Crambidae
Exons: 19
Coding region: 252-3692 (1146 amino acids)
Source: RefSeq, a predicted model, not a curated record